AUGGCAGAGGAGGUUGAUGUGAGGAAGCUUGAUAUGAAUGAGAGACAACAGAUCGUUGACAAGAUCUACAAGGUUUCUGAAGAAGAUAACGAGAAGUAUUUGAUCAAGUUCAGAAAUAGACUUGAAAAGUCAGCUAAUGCAUAUGUGGAGGCACAUGCUCCUUUUCCUUACAGCGAACCAUUUUUCGGUGGUUCAUUAGUUGCUUAUGGACCGCAGGCUGUUGGCUGCUGUGGAGGGAUGCAUAUUCUUGAUCUUGUCACUAGAGUGUGGGUUAGUCCUGAAUGCAAAGGGACACCUCCUUCGCCCCGGGAGAGCCACACGGUCGUGCUCGUUGGCGGCUAUAGACUAGUGAUCUUUGGUGGUAGUGGGGAAGGCAGAGCAAACUAUUUGAAUGAUUUGCACAUUCUUGAACUAGGAACCAUGAGAUGGACUUCCCCUGAGUUGAAAGGUGAAUUUCCUGUCCUUAGGGACAAUCAUAGUACCAUUGCCAUUGGGAACAAGCUUAUUGUAUAUGGUGGAGAUUCAGGUUAUCAGUACCAUGGAAACAUUGAUAUUCUUGAUAUGGAAACAAUGACUUGGUCUAAAUUGAGAAUUCAAGGUUCUUCACCAGGAGUCUGGGCAGGUCAUGCUGCAGUAAACAUUGGAACCAAGGUCUAUAUCAUUAGAGGGGUUGGAGAAAAACGUUACUAUAAUGAUAUUUGGAUCUUUGAUAUAUGCACUUGUUCAUGGACUCAACUCUAUAUAACUGGUCAACUACAUGGACUCAGCACUUAUAUCACUACAUGGUAUGCUCCUCCCAACCCCCAUAGUAAUAGACACACUGCUACUUCUUCUGUGCAAAUAAUAGAUUGCCAUUUAGAUAUGAAAUCUUUCCUGUUCUUGGCUGUAUUGCUGUAUGAGGUUAACAAAAUCUCAGGAUCAGUGCUUUCAGUUCAAACAAGCGACUCCAGAAGUAAAAAGUAUAGUGGGAGAGCUCUCUGCAGACACGGCAUAGUUGCCUUCAGGGUUGAUACUAGGCUCCGGAAAGGAGGACCUAUAUCAGCAGGCCUUCUGGAAGCUAUUGAAGGAUCACAGAUUACUGAUAACUUGGAACAAAGAUUUUACAAGAAUUUACGUAAUGAAAACUUGGCAUUAAUGGCCAGUAAUAAUCCAUACAUAGUUGUGCUUGUUUAUUCCAAUCUUCGUAUGAGAAAUGGCAACAACGGGGUGACAUUUGAGUGUGAGGAUCCGAUAUUGUUUCGCACUCAGCGUGUGGAGACGUUGUCGAAUUUGAAGAGUUUGAUAUUGAGCAAGCUCGGUGGUACACAAACGAGGAAAAUCGAAAGGGUGACGUAUAGGUUGCUGGCACCCAUGGGUAACGAAAUCUUCCGAUUUUGA
Arachis stenosperma is the source of this 1377-nucleotide messenger RNA. RefSeq lists its product as uncharacterized. The transcript has 11 exons. Lineage: Eukaryota; Viridiplantae; Streptophyta; Magnoliopsida; Fabales; Fabaceae. The coding region runs from base 1 to 1377 and encodes 458 amino acids. Gene Ontology annotation, molecular function: protein binding. The record is from RefSeq and is a predicted model, not a curated record.